Exophiala oligosperma is the source of this 3804-nucleotide messenger RNA. RefSeq lists its product as uncharacterized. Lineage: Eukaryota; Fungi; Ascomycota; Eurotiomycetes; Chaetothyriales; Herpotrichiellaceae. The coding region runs from base 251 to 3484 and encodes 1077 amino acids. The transcript has 3 exons. The record is from RefSeq and is a predicted model, not a curated record.
CGCUGUGAUGAGCCUUGACCCGAGCAGGAAAACGCCUUGCCUUAUAGCUGGAUCUCACACUUUGGCCGUACCGUCGGUACAGUUAUGUACGAUGCUCCUGUAACAUGCCGCAUGAAUUGACGCCCCCUGCGUAAUCAAGGUAACACCAAUCUACCGGCACCUUAUGUAAACGUCCAAAAACGCUUCUCGUAUUAUCUGUUUCCUCCAGAAGUCACUCAGACCAGCGCUGCAGGCCCAAAAACUCACCAGAAUGGAGCGUGACUCUGAGGCUUCGAUGCAGGAAGAGGGAGGUGCUAGAGAUGAGCAACAACAAUAUGCUGCCGGUCCAGACGAGAACGUGCCAGAGCCUACCCCCAGGAGACCUGGCCUCUUCAAACGACUAUGCACUAAAGCUGGACUUGACCUGCCAACAUUUCUGAUGAUGCUAAAAGGAGCAGUUGCGCCCACCAUCGCACUAGCAGCAUACGAAAGCGAUGCCUGGGCUCGAGAAUAUACAACGCUUGGAUACCUUGCGGCAAUAAUGACCAUCCUCACGCUACCGAUUCUUCCUCGGGCGAAGUUCUUCCAGAACCUCUUCGUUGCGAUUUUUGCCGUCUGCCUGGGAGCUGCCAUUGCACUGCUGACAAUCCGAUGUACCAUAUCUGCACGAGAAUCGAAAUCUCGAGCUUCUAGACAAGGCACAUCUGGUAGUCAAGAGACGCUAAGCUUCAGCUCGGCAGCGAACGCCACCGCCGUGGCCUGGCUAUUCUUCAACUUAUGGCUCGCAAACACUUUACGAGCAGCUCGACCCCAGUUGAUGGUUGUGUGCAUUCAGUACACCAUCUUCUCUGUCAUCGCUUCGACAUAUGCCCCAUCGUUUCCGACAAUGGCGGUCGGGAUGGCGUUUGUCAAGAGAUUAAUAAAGACUUUUUUGACCGGGUUUGCAUUGUCUACAGGAGUGUCAAUCUUCAUAAUACCCGUGUCAUCGAGGAAGAUCUGUCGGAAGCAAAUGGCUGGUGUCUUGAACCUCUUGAAAGCUUGCAUAAACAUCCAUAACUCUUAUCUUCAGCAAAUCACCAAUUACCAGCAAGAGGUGACCUUGGCUAAUGGGAAAAACGGCAUAGCAAAACAGACUGCUGACUCUGCUGCAUUUGCUCAGCAAGCUCAAGCAACGUCCGCCAAACUCAAGACGACUCUCCAAGAGACCUCGAAACUGUUUGGAAUGUUAAAGAUCGAGAUUGGCUUCGCAAAGAAAGAAAUUGGAUUUGGAAAAUUACGUGCCGAAGACUUUGCUAUGAUAUGGGCGCGUCUACAGCAGAUCUUCCUUCCAGUUGCUGGCUUGUCCACAUUCGCAGAUAUCUUGCAAUCCGUCAGACGACACAAGGAGGAAGGAGAAGAUCUGAUCGAAGAUGCUAGUCUCGUCGAUGCUAUCCAUCGACUUGAAGCAGAUGAAUGGCAUGAAGUGGUGGCCAUGUCCCGGGGACCUUUCAGCAGGGUCAAAGAGAGCCUGUCUGAUGGUAUUGCACAUGUGCAGUAUGUCCUCGAGCUUGCGCCACGCCCCAAAAUUCCCAAAGCACAUGACCCGGAAAAGAAUGCAGACGCACCACCUGGACCGGGCGAUCCCAACUUCACCGAGCACCUGAAGGCUGAGAUAAAACUAUUCGAAGAACAUCGCGAAGGCACGAUGCGUAGGUGGUGUGAGAAGAAAGGAAUCGAUGUCCCUGCCAAAUUCUGGGAGGAUCCGUCCGCUCAAUACAACUUCAAGAACGCCAAUUCCCUUGACGAAACCAUACGCAGCAAACACAACCACCAGCAACUCUAUUUGAUUCUCUACCUCGAAUACCUCCUCUACUCAGUCUGCCUGUCCAUCCUAGACCUGGCCGUUUUCGCCGAUUCCAAAGUCCAGGAUGGGACCAUGAGUAAAAAGCGCCUCAUCUUUCCAGGAUGGAGACGGAUCAAGAAAUUAUACCAGCACAUGUUCAUGCAGGAGGACUCUGAACCAGCUUUACCCGACGGCGAAGCUACCGGAAUCAUCAUCUACCCUGGUGAAUCGCUUUCUGGACGUAAAGACCCAGAGCACUUGCCCCCGACGAACCUGUAUCAGCACAUCACCAACCAUCUACGUGUCAUCCCGCGCUUCCUAGGCUCCGAUGCUUCGUCAUAUGGAUUCCGCGCCGCUGUCGCCAGUAUCUCUUUAGCCAUUCUUGGCUAUCUCAGGCCUACACAUAACUUCUACCUCCAGCAGCGAGGCAUAUGGGCUGUCAUCAUGGUUGCUAUCUCCAUGGGCCCCACUGCCGGCGCGGGUGUACAAGGCUUUUUGCUCCGUAUCGCUGGCACCGUCAUCGCCAUGGUCGUGUCGAUCGCCAUAUGGUACAUGGGUGACCAGAAACCAGCCGCCAUCAUACCACUGCUCUACCUUGCCUUUGUAUGCGGAUUCUAUGUGGUCCUCAAAAAGCCCAAGUACCUCAUCACGGGUAUCAUUUCGAUCGUGACCCUGGUUCUGAUCGUGGGCUACGAACUUCAGGACUUGAAGAUUGGCACAAAACUACUGACUUCCAACGGCCAGGUAUACUACCACAUCUACGUCCUCGCACCGUACAGACUUGCCACCGUCGUGAUUGGGCUGACAGUGGCAUUCAUAUGGACCUACCUGCCCUACCCGGUCACCGCGCACGCCACGUUGCGCAAGGACCUCGGCGCCACCCUGUACCUGCUAGGUAACUACUACGCAUGUACGCACAGCACGGUGGAAAUGAAGCUGCGGCUCGGGGCCCGCGCCAACGACGCCGACAAGAAGAGCCCCAUGCGCAAGCUCGACAAGGCGCGCGUCCAGUGUUUCGGCAAGAUGCUGGGCAUGAUGAAUCGACUGAGGGAGCAUUCGGCUUUCACGGUCUACGAGCCGACGUUUGGCGGCAAGUUCCCCAAACAGACGUACGACGAGCUCAUUGCCCACCUGCAGAGUUUGUUCAACUACAUGUCGCUCAUCAACUACUCCAGCCAGGCGUUUGUCACGCGGCCGGAUCCAAAAACGAGCGACGAAGACGACCAAGGGGGAAGGACGGACAAGAAUGCCGACCAGGGACACGCCAUGGGCCGCACGCCAAACCGGUACACCGAGAGCGAGUGGCUGACGGACUUUCGGCGGCUGACGGCCAACGCGAGCGUCACGAGCCACGAACUCACCAGCACAAUCUGCCUGGUGGCCGCGAGCGUGUCCAACGCGCAACCCCUGCCGCCGUACGUGCGCGUGCCCCCGCCCAUCCACCUGGCCGACCAGCUGGCCCGCAUCGACCCGGCCAUCCUGAACGUGCAGCACAUCAACGAACCCUGCUACGCGGCCUUUGCCGUCCUGGAGAUCGCGAGCGUCCUGAUCAUGCAGGAGACGGCCGCCGUGCUGGGCAAGGUGAAGGAGCUCGUCGGCGAGGUGGAUUUCAGUCUGCACGUCUCGUCGUCGACGGACACGAGUACCAGUUCUCUCCCAAACGGCAAGGGCAAGGCCGAUUGAAGGGAGAACAGGAGAAAAGCCGCGUCCAACACUAGGUUUGGGUGUGUGCUUUUCUUCACGAUGUACGUACGUUUUGGGAUUUCUUUUGGGAUGUUACAAGACGGUUGGGGGGGUUUUUCCUAUUACAAAAAAAACCCUCCAACCCCGAGGCUAUGCCUUUUUCUAAAAGGGGCCAUUUUACGAGGGACGAUGUAGUGAUGCCAAUCUUUUGGGGGGCCGGUGGGAUCUUGGGCGGUGGCGGUUUUUUCGUUCCAUUACUUGAAUUACUUUCCAGGACUGUUAGAUCAGUAGAAGAAAAUCAUACACGUAACGAAGCCGAG